Molecule: messenger RNA, 1958 nt
Organism: Cataglyphis hispanica
Lineage: Eukaryota; Metazoa; Arthropoda; Insecta; Hymenoptera; Formicidae
Gene: AP-1sigma
Product: AP-1 complex subunit sigma-2
Exons: 5
Coding region: 261-734 (157 amino acids)
Biological process (GO): intracellular protein transport; vesicle-mediated transport
Cellular component (GO): intracellular membrane-bounded organelle; membrane coat; AP-1 adaptor complex
Molecular function (GO): clathrin-cargo adaptor activity
Source: RefSeq, a predicted model, not a curated record
ACAGAUGCUCGAGGGAACGUUGCGGGCGUACAGUGGAAUGCGCCCAGAAUUGCAAUUCAAUAUCCAAUAUGUCGUUGUAACCAUUUAUUCAUAAGAUUCGGAUUCUCGAGCGAAACAAACUCGAGUUGAUGUGACUCUUGAAAAGUGCAUAAUUUGUAUGAACGUUUCGUUCGAAUGCCGUCGAUCGUUAUUUAAUUGAUGUUUAAUCGUGAAAAAUAAAUAACUGAAACGCGAGAGAGAAACGAUAAGAUCGAGGCAACAUGAUGCAAUUUAUGUUACUGUUCAGCCGUCAAGGAAAGCUCCGCUUACAAAAGUGGUAUGUCGCUCAUCCAGAUAAACUGAAAAAGAAGAUCACACGCGAACUAAUAACCACGAUACUCGCACGAAAGCCAAAAAUGUCAAGUUUCUUAGAAUGGAAGGACGUUAAAGUCGUCUAUAAGAGAUAUGCAAGCUUGUACUUUUGUUGCGCAAUUGAGCAAAAUGAUAAUGAAUUACUAACUUUGGAAAUUAUACAUCGAUAUGUUGAAUUAUUGGAUAAGUAUUUUGGCAGUGUAUGCGAGUUGGACAUAAUUUUCAAUUUUGAAAAGGCAUACUUUAUCUUAGACGAAUUACUUGUCGGUGGAGAAAUUCAAGAAACUAGCAAAAAGAAUGUAUUGAAAGCUAUUGCUGCCCAGGAUCUGCUACAGGAGGAGGAGACUCCUCAGGGAUUUUUCGAGGAUCACGGAUUGGGAUAAUAUUCUUUAAAAAGACAAUAUAUUGGCAUACUUUGUCGUAAGUUUAUACAUUCCCACAAUUAUGUUUUAUUCCAUUUCAUAUUUACAUCAUAUGAUUCAUAUUUGUUGUUUCAAGAAAUGCAAAGUUUAAAAAAAGGCUAUAUGAAUGUUUUGCGUGCAGAUACAUAUAUACAGUUAUCAAGUUUAUUAUUUUCACAAUUGUCAUCAGCAAUAGAAAUCCGAGAGAGGUUUUAAUAUUUUUUCAGUUAGGAGUUUCUUUGAUUUUAAGUAUUUAUAUAUCUCUCUAAGCGACAUUCCAUAAUUGUACACGAUUUGAAAAUCUCUAGACUCUAUUUAUUGAGUGAAAAAAUGAAUAGUUUAUCAACCUAACAACAUUUUCAAAUUUUCUGUCUUCAUAUCCCAUUUUUUGUUCCUCUUCUUGCACGUAACGGGAGAAACUUUUUAUGAGAAUUCUAUAUAAUGAUACGAAAUGUUAUGAGAAGAUAAAAUUACAUAUUAUUACAUAAAAGAUAGCGUUUUCAUAUAAAGAGUUUUUAAGACAAUUUAUUUAUACAUAAUCACUCUUCUUACGAGAUACAAAAUGUGUUGUUAAUUAAAUAUCGUACAUUCUGUAUCUGUAUUACAUAAUAUAUCGUUAAUAAAAUCUCGGAUGUGUUUUCUUAAAUUUGAAAUAUAGAUAUGCUACAAUAAGAGUAUCUGCACACAUUUUUAAUCAAUUAGAAAACGAAGUCGGAUAUAUGUAAUCUGUAAUAAUAAGGAUAUACUCUAGUUAAAAAGUAGACUGUGACGGAAAAAAAGAUGGGAAUCGGUAGUUGACGUGUAUUCUUUAACGAUGAUAAGGGCUUUUCGUUAGCGAAUGUUAAAAUUAGAAAGAAAUUUAAAAAAUUACAGAGUUACGAAGAAAGUAUUAAAAUACAAAUAAGAAUCAUAAAUUUAACUUACAUAAAUUACGUUAAUUGCACUUUGGCUCAAACUGAAUAAAUUUCUCUCUAUGUACGAUUUAAUUCUUCUAAUCUAUAUCGCGUUAUUAUUAUGCAGUCAUCUAUGUCAAUUUAUAAAACCAUACAGCAUAUUUUUCAAUAUCAUAUUUCGAUAUAAUUGCUAAGAUAUUUUUCUAAACGGACCCGUUCAACAAUGCGAGCUUAUAAGUUGUCGAUCUUAAAUUUAUCAGAUAGGAUUAAAUUUAUCGGUUAAAAUUUCGCUAAAAGAAAAGAUGGCAUGUCU